Molecule: messenger RNA, 1335 nt
Organism: Zygotorulaspora mrakii
Lineage: Eukaryota; Fungi; Ascomycota; Saccharomycetes; Saccharomycetales; Saccharomycetaceae
Gene: ISN1
Product: IMP 5'-nucleotidase
Exons: 1
Coding region: 1-1335 (444 amino acids)
Biological process (GO): nicotinic acid riboside biosynthetic process; nucleotide metabolic process; inosine salvage
Molecular function (GO): magnesium ion binding
Source: RefSeq, a predicted model, not a curated record
AUGUCUUCAAGAUAUAGGGUUGAAUACCAUUUGAAAAGCCACCGUAAGGAUGGAUUUGUCGAUUGGAUCAAAGGGCUGCUGGCUACGCCGUUUGUGCUGCAUGCAGUGUCGCACGAUAUGGACGACUUGACCACCACACAGAGAGUGAGAUCUCAAUAUGCGGAGAUCUUCGACGACAUAUCGUCGUUAGUUUCGAACAAAAUAGAGUUUGACUCGAGAAACGGGCAAUUGAACGAGUCGGUGGACGACAACGAAAAGUAUGAAUUGAUGGGCAAGUCCAGAUUGAACCAACUGGUCCCUACUAUCGGUAAAUUCUUCACUGAGUUGCCGCUAGAAAAGGCGUUUUUAUGGGAGGACGCUGAACGGGGGAUAAGUGAACGCCGAAUGGUUGCACCGAGUUUCAACGAUGUCAGAAGAAUCCUUAACACGGCGCAGAUCUUCUACUUCACCGACCAGAGACGUAAGUACAGUAGGAACACAUUGAAACUGGUCACGUUUGAUGGUGAUGUCACACUGUAUGAGGAUGGCGGGAAUCUGGACUACACGAAUCCGGUAAUCAGCUAUAUUCUGAAGCUUUUGGAAUCAGACAUUAAAGUAGGCAUCGUCACGGCUGCUGGCUACGAUGAGGCAGCUCAGUAUGAUCAAAGGUUGAGGGGGUUGAUCGUCGCAAUUCAUGACUCUUCUGUCUUGACUUUGGAACAAAAGCACAGUUUGACCAUUAUGGGUGGCGAAUCUAACUACCUUUUCAGAUAUUUCGAAGGCGAGGAACCUGAUGAUUAUGGAUUUCAGUCAAUCAGUCAUGAAGAAUGGUUUUUACCAUCAAUGAAGGCAUGGGAGGAAGAGGAUAUGACUCAGACACUAGAUUUUGCGGAAAAAACAUUGCGCAAUUUGAGAGAAAGGCUGCAUUUGCCCGCUGAAGCAACAAUAAUUAGGAAGAAAAGAGCCGUUGGGAUUAUUCCUGGUGAAAGAUUUGAUCCAGUGACUCAGAGACAAGCCAGCGUUAAAUUAGCAAGAGAACAAUUGGAAGAAGUUGUUCUAACUCUGCAAGCAACAUUAGAAAGUUUUUUGCCAGCAAGAAACAUUCAAUUUAGCUGUUUUGAUGGUGGCAGUGAUGUUUGGUGUGAUAUUGGUGGUAAAGAUUUAGGAUUGCGUAUCUUGCAGAAUUUUUACUCGCCUGAUGAUCCUAUAAAACCGUGCGAAACUCUGCACAUCGGUGAUCAAUUUGCCCCAAUUGGUUCGGCAAACGAUUUCAAGGCUAGAUUAGCGGGGUGUACUAUCUGGAUUGCAUCGCCUGCUGAAACUGUAACUAAUUUACAUAGACUAUUAAUCGAGUAG